UCAAACUCAUCUUCUUCUUCACAUUCAACAAAAAGAUGAGUUUCAGGUUUCUCAUUCUUGUUCUUGUGGGUGCUCUUGUUUGCACCACCAAUGCAAGAAAGCUUGUGAGCUCAAAGGGUUCUUUUGAGGACGAGAAAACAUUCUUUAAGGGUGGUGGGUUAGGAGGCGGAGGUGGAUUAGGAGGGGGGGCUGGCGGUGGACUCGGAGGAGGUGGUGGUGGAGGGCUUGGUGCUGGUGGAGGAUUAGGUGGUGGGUCUGGGUUUGGAGGAGGAACUGGUGGUGGGUUUGGAAGUGGGGGUGGACUUGGUGGGGGAGCUGGCGGUGGUGCUGGUGGAGGGUUUGGUGGUGGCGGUGGUGCUGGUGGAGGACUUGGCGGUGGUGCUGGCGGAGGAUUCGGUGGAGGAGCUGGUGGAGGCCUCGGAGGUGGAGAUGGACUGCCUUGAGGAGGAGAGAACCAUAUGUCUCCAAUUGUUAUUACUAUUGUCUACUACUACUAGUUUGUCUUUUAUUUGCAUUAUCAACUGUUUAUGGAUGUUUGGUUUCCACUCUAAAUUCUAAUGAAGUAAUAAACUUUUUUAAGUAAAAUA
Camellia sinensis is the source of this 587-nucleotide messenger RNA. RefSeq names its product glycine-rich protein 5 (gene GRP5). Lineage: Eukaryota; Viridiplantae; Streptophyta; Magnoliopsida; Ericales; Theaceae. The record is from RefSeq and is a predicted model, not a curated record.